AUGCAAGAAAUCGUCCCUCGUUCCUAUACAUUUUGGUAUUAUGUUCCAUCACUGCCAGCGGCAGUCAUCUUCAUGCUUAUGUUCAUGGUUUUGACUGGGCUUCAUGCUUGGAAACUGUUCACAACUAGAACAUGGUUUUGUAUCGCUUUCACCCUUGGUGGUUUAUUUCAAAUAAUUGGUUACAUUGGCCGUUGCAUGGCACAUAGCAAUACCACAAGUAUGGGGCCAUACAUAGUGGCAAGCAUGUUCAUUCUCCUCGGCCCUACGCUCUACGCCGCCUCCAUAUAUAUGACCCUGGGCCGUUUAAUUCGUCGCAUCGGAGGAGAGCAUCUUUCAAUUAUUCGUGUCUCUCGUCUGACAAAAACAUUUGUCUGGGGUGAUGUUUUGUCUUUCGUCGUCCAAGGCAAUUCCUCGGCUCUUUCGGUUCUAGGGUAUGCUCAAUGGGGCAAGGUCGCGGUAGUUGCUGGACUAGCAAUUCAGCUUAUAUCCUUUUCUCUUUUCUGGUAUACGGCUAUCAUUUUUGAUAAAAGAAUCCGCCGCUCGCCUACUCACGAAUCUCUUCUUCCUGGAAUACCCUGGAAAAAGUCAAUGUACAUGCUUUAUGUGGUCAGUGCCUUGAUCAUGAUUCGCUCGAUCUUCCGGAUCAUUGAAUACGUUCUUGGAAACGAUGGUUAUCCCUUACAACAUGAGUGGACGCUUUAUAUUUUUGAUUCUGUUCCAAUGGCAAUUGUCAUGGUGAUCUUCUACAUUUGGUAUCCCAGUGAUAUCGCGCCGAAGACAGAUCUUGAAGGGAGCAUGCCCCUGGCACAUGUCUACUCGCAAGUCUAA
Penicillium odoratum is the source of this 828-nucleotide messenger RNA. Its product is annotated as RTA1 domain-containing protein. Gene Ontology annotation, cellular component: membrane. NCBI's taxonomy places the organism in Eukaryota, Fungi, Ascomycota, Eurotiomycetes, Eurotiales, Aspergillaceae. Bases 1 to 828 code for a protein of 275 amino acids. The transcript is spliced from 2 exons. The record is from RefSeq and is a predicted model, not a curated record.